CCCAUUUGAUGCAUCUCUUUCUCGUCCUUUCUUGGCUUUACUCUUCCUUUUUUCAAAUUCCAUUUUUCUUUUAGGGUUAAAGCUUCCUUCUUUUCAUCUCCAAACACUAUUAUUACCUUACAAAUCAUUCAUCUCCACACAGCUUCUUCCUUCUUUUUAGAUAUUUUUUGAGAAAUUUCACAGAUUUAUCAUUUCUAGGGUUCUACAAUUGACUCUGUUUGUGUCUUUAUCUUAGAUUUUAGCCUUGUGGGUCUCUUUCUUGUUCUGUUUCUUUACGUUAAUGGUGUGAAAGUUUAAACCUUUCCCUCUCUCUGUAUCUACAAUGGCUGAGAUCAAGAUCACAAAAACAGAGCAAGUGCAAACCAAGAUCAGAACUGUUCCAGUAGCUGUGACUCCUGAAGGCUUCUGGUGUUGCCCUUCUCCUGUAGCUUUCCAAAAGACUCUCAAAUCUCACAACUCCCUCCACAAACCCAAACACUCUCCUCCUCAGAAGCCCCCGGAGAAGGAGAAGGAGAAGGAGAAGAAACCCUCCUCGACCACUAUUAGAUCCGUCAUAGCUUCAGACGAGCAACAACAACAACAACAACAGAGUAGUAACCCACCAGAGACCCAUCAUCACAGUAUCGCUGUUCCUGUGACGGUUCAAGAGAGACAUCCACAGAGGCCUAAGGUUGAGACUUUACCGAGGAAAGUAGCCAUCGAGUUCGGUGAACCUGGAACUAGUGACGCUAAAGUGAUUCUUGUAGGGAAGCAAGGCUUCUGCGUGAAGCUGAGUGUUCAUAAGAGAGUCUUGGUUGAUCAUAGUAGUUUCUUUGCUAAGAAACUCUCUGAGAAAGACUCUGUUUUCGCUUGUCUUGAGAUUGAGAGCUGUGAAGAUGCUGAGAUUUACGUUGAGACCGUUGGGCUUAUGUAUUGUAAAGACAUGAAGCAAAGGCUUAUGAAACAGAACGUUAGCAGAGUCCUUCGUGUCCUCAAGGUUGCAGAGCUUCUUGGUUUCAGUUCUUGUAUUCAAUCUUGUUUGGAUUAUUUAGAAGCUGUGCCUUGGGUUGGUGAAGAAGAAGAGGAGAAAGUGAUCUCGGCCAUUCUUAGGUUAAAGACAGAAGGUGUUGGUGUUAGUCCUGUACUCAAAAGAGUUGCUGCUUCCACUUCUGUGGAUCCACCUAAAGAGACUCUCUCACGCAUCAUCGACCUUGUGUUGAGAAGCAAAGAGGAGAAGAGCCGUCGUGAGAUGAAAUCUAUCGUCCUGAAGCUUCUCAGGGAACAGAAUGGGAACAAUGUAGCUGAUAACUUCAACGAGACAAUCUAUUCCUCUUGCCAGAACUGUUUAGACUCGGUCUUGUCUCUGUUCAGACAAGGUGAGACUGAUACUAAACAGAUAGGUUUAGAAGCUGAUAACCUCACGUGGCUGCUUGAUGUUUUGGUUGAAAGACAAGCAGCAGAGGAGUUUUCAGUCACGUGGGCAAACCAAAAGGAGCUAGCUUCGUUACACGAGAAGCUUCCUUUAGUGUCUCGUUACCAUAUAAGCCGCGUAACAUCUAGGCUCUUUGUAGGGAUAGGGAGAGGAGAGAUGUUGCCUUCGAAAGACACUAGGCUUCUGCUGUUGACCACGUGGUUGCAGCCUUUGUUCAAGGACUAUAACUGGCUGCAACAUGGUUGCAGAUCGUUUGAUGGGAAGCUUGUGGAGGAAGGAAUAGGGAGGACGAUAUUGACGUUGCCAUUGGAAGAUCAGCAGAGGAUUUUGAUGUCUUGGCUUGGGAGUUUCUUGAAUGGUGGAGAUGGUUGUCCGAAUCUUCAGAGAGCUUUUGAGGUUUGGUGGAGAAGAUCUUUUGUUAGACCUUACUCAGAUCGUCAGGGUAAUAGUGGUGGGGUGUCUCAGACAGAGUCGACUUCCUCAAAAGAGUGA
Eruca vesicaria subsp. sativa (arugula) is the source of this 1903-nucleotide messenger RNA. Lineage: Eukaryota; Viridiplantae; Streptophyta; Magnoliopsida; Brassicales; Brassicaceae. The record is from the annotation of a GenBank genome assembly.